Molecule: messenger RNA, 1262 nt
Organism: Klebsormidium nitens
Lineage: Eukaryota; Viridiplantae; Streptophyta; Klebsormidiophyceae; Klebsormidiales; Klebsormidiaceae
Source: the annotation of a GenBank genome assembly
GUCACCGUUCCUCAGGGCGCUUGUGUGAGGAGAAGGGGUCCCCGGUCAAUGCCCGGUACGCCAAAGAACGCUGCGAAAAGCGUUCGUGAACUCCGCCUUCGUUGUCUUCAAGUUCUGUUCCAAUUGUGCAUGCAUCCAUUUUGAGCCACAUUGAGCGCAAGAGAGAGAGCUAGGCUGAUAUGAAAGGCGCUCCUUGAACACCCAGCCGUGGUUUUUGAGCGUCAAGUCUGGUUCUCUGUGUAGGUUGAUGCCCCCCAUUGCAACUGGUUUCCUGAUAUGGCUCCUCUACCUCGGACCAUCAUCCUGCCUGUCAAUGAGUCUCCUGAGUGCAAUCACACAGUCAGCUGGGCCGCCAAGUACCUUCUGAGAAAGGAGGAUACGGUUGUGUUGCUCCAUUUUCGCCCCCAGAUAUCUGUGUUCGAUCACUUUGUCAAGGCAGACGGAUCGGGGACUGCAGUUGCAGAUGGAAAGACCGUCACUCCAGAUGUGAAGUUGCAUAUGGUGGAGGAUACAUACAAGUCGAUUGGGGAGGAUGUCUUGCACAAGGCAGGGCAGCCGAUCGCUGCAGAGGGCAUCGAGUACGAAACCAAGGUGAUUGAGUCGGGGCACAUACAGGAGGCCAUCUGUUCUGCGGCCAAAGAACUAGGGGCAACCAUGGUGGUCCUGGGGGGUCGGGAGAUGGGCAUCGUGCAGAGAGCGCUGCUUGGCAGCAUCAGUGACUAUGUGAUCCACCAUGCUCCUUGCCCGGUCCUCCUUGUAAAGAAGAACGAGACUGAGGAGACUGCGGCACUCGAAACUUCGAGCAGCAAGCAACACGAGAAGUGAGUACUGACUUGUAUAAUGAACAGCUAAUAUUUGAUAUUCGUAGACGCUGCACCAGCAGUUCGGCAGAAAGAUUACCGUCGAAGAAUUGAGUACGAUAAGGGUUGUUACGUACCAAUGGAGGUUUUGUACAGUAGGUACUUGAAGUGUCACAACUGGUAGCCAUUCUAGACCUUUGCAAGUAUUACGAGCGCCGCUUUGGUACGUACGGAAAAACCAUUUUGUAUUCUAUAGCUUCUGAAGAGACGAGUGGGCUACGGUAACGUGGACUGCUCUGAGAAUCCUGUGCCAUGCCUGAUGCUGCCCAGGUUUACUAACGGGUCCUUGUCACAUUCUAGCGUAGCCGGACGCCGAAUCAAGCGUCCCGAAACAUGUCUAGUCGUCCUGUUACUAGGUACCACACUCGAAUUUUGUCGCAAUCGAAUCAUGGUCUUCCCGCC